UCUGGAUGCAGGGCCUCCGGUUACCCCCGUCCACCACCCCCACCACCACCAGGACCCCGGCCACCCUCCAUCCCAGGCGCUGCAUGUCUUGGUAAUCUCGCGCUUCCGGACGCCUGACGAUAAACGUUGCGAGGCUGACACAAUCAAGAAAGAGGCCCACCGGGUGGCGUGUAACAGAAGAGUAUUAAACCGAGCGGAGGGGGAAAGCGAGCGUUUUCUAUCCCAUCCCGUGCUGAAAUCACCUUCAUAAUUUAUGUCCUGGUCUUUCAUGAUCGUAUGACUUUUGUUCUUGCCUGUUCUCAACCCUACAUUGACAUUUCCUCUGCACAUCAUGGUCCGCGCACUCAUCCUCGAUCUCGGCGAUGUCCUCUUCAACUGGGACGCGCCUGCGUCCACCCCCAUUUCACGCAAGACCCUCGGCCAGAUGCUGCAUAGUGAGAUCUGGGGUGAGUAUGAACGUGGCCAUUUGACAGAAGACGAGGCAUACAACGCACUCGCGAAGCGGUAUUCCUGCGAGGCCAAGGAUGUCGCACAUACCUUUGUCCUGGCACGAGAAUCGCUGCGGCUCGACACGAAAUUCAAAACGUUUCUGCAGACUCUAAAGCAGAAUGCCAACGGCUCCCUUCGUGUCUAUGGCAUGUCGAAUAUAUCGAAACCGGAUUUCGAAGUCCUGCUGGGCAAGGCCGAUGACUGGACUCUGUUUGACAAGAUCUUCCCCUCUGGCCAUGUCGGUAUGCGCAAGCCAGAUCUUGCCUUCUUCCGCUAUGUGCUCAAGGACAUUUCAACGCCUGUCGAGGAUGUGGUGUUUGUUGACGAUAACCUGGACAACGUGACGAGUGCUCGGUCUCUGGGCAUGCGCAGCGUCCUCUUUCAUAAGAAAGACGAGGUCCAGCGACAGCUCACCAACAUCUUUGGCAGCCCUGCUGAGCGGGGCUUGGAGUAUCUCUCCGCCAACAAGACGAAUCUGCAGAGUGCUACCACGACAGAUAUCCCAAUCCAGGAUAACUUUGGCCAACUUCUGAUUCUCGAGGCCACUGAAGACCCAUCGCUGGUCCGCAUGGAGCCCGGUAAGCGAACCUGGAAUUUCUUCAUCGGUUCUCCAUCCCUCACAACCGACACCUUCCCCGACGAUCUCGACACCACAUCCCUUGCCCUCUCCAUCGUACCCACAAGCCCCGACGUCGUCAACUCGGUCAUCGACGAGAUUAUCAGCCGUCGCGACAAGGACGGUAUCGUCCCGACUUACUUCGACAACACCCGCCCCCGCGUGGACCCAAUCGUCUGCGUAAACGUCCUCUCCAUGUUCGCAAAGUACGGCCGCGAGCACGACCUCCCCGCAACAGUUGCGUGGGUCCGCGACGUCUUGUAUCAUCGAGCAUACCUCGGCGGAACACGGUACUACGGGUCAGCUGAGGCCUUCCUCUUCUUCUUCACUCGCUUCGUUCGCAACCUCCGACCGGGAACUCUCAAGCAGGAUCUACACGCAUUGCUAUCAGAGCGCGUGCGCGAGCGACUCAAUACCCCCGUCGACGCACUCGCCCUGUCAAUGCGCAUCCAGGCCUGUCAUGCGCUGGGCUUUGACGCCCCCGCAGACAUUGCGACGCUCAUCACAAUGCAGGACGAGGACGGCGGGUGGCCGGCAGCCGUCAUCUACAAGUACGGGGCCGGGGGGUUGGGGAUCACGAACCGGGGUGUUUCGACUGCGUUUGCCGUAAAGGCGAUUACAGGGUCGCCCGUGAAGACUGAAACCAACAUAGGCGGCGAUGGAGCUCGCGCUGUCUCGGCCAUGUCCUCCUUGGAGGCGAGGAGGCUACAGCCGAUCUCGUCGGUUGGGGACUGGGUGCGGUUUAUCAUUGCGUCGUUGCAUGUCCAUCUGGCUUGGCUUUGGAAUGUUUUGCUUUUGAGCAAGGUUGUUUGAGCUUUAGAUAGAGGGCUGCUUUGGUUUAGUUUGGUUAGGCUUGUAAUUCAGGUUUUUGGUGCGUUUCUGGAUCGACUAGACUGUGAAUCCUAGAGAAUACUGUUGGGCUCUUCUAAGAGACUAUUAACC
This is a messenger RNA of Aspergillus calidoustus, 2047 nucleotides long. The record is from the annotation of a GenBank genome assembly. Lineage: Eukaryota; Fungi; Ascomycota; Eurotiomycetes; Eurotiales; Aspergillaceae.